CUUGUCAAUGUCAUAUGAUAGAUACCAAUAGCAAAUUAUUGACGAAGAAAAAAUAAGAUUAAGAAAUUAAAUUGGAACCUAAAGUGGAAUACAAAAGCUUUAUAUCAAAACUAUUAAGAGAUGACGGAGAUAACCUGGCCAUGGCAGUAUAAUUUUCCUCCCUUUUUUACAAUUCAACCACACGCGGAAACAAGAGCGAAACAAUUAGAAGCAUGGCAACAAUUAAUAACAGACUAUCUUAAAACAACAAAACAAUCAACCAUAGAUGUAAGAGAAUCACAGAACUGUCCACUAUUUAAUAAUGCUACUAUAAAUAGAAAGUUAUCACAAGAAUCAUUAUUAAUAAUAUUAGAAGAAAUGGGGAAAACAGGUAGAGCUGCUCCGGUGGAUAAAAGUAAAAAUGUAUGGGAGGUGUACUGGCAUUCGUUGGAUGAAUGGGGCAACAUGUUAUACAAUUGGGCGAGCAGUAAUGGCCUAAAUAAUACUGUAUGCACAUUAUUUGAAAUAAGAGAAGGUGAUAAUACUGUUGGUGAAGAGUUCCAUGGAUUAGACAUGAAUGUACUAAUAAAAGCGCUAAAGGCUUUAGAAGUGAAAGGCAGAUGUGAGCUAAUGGAGUUUGAUGAUAACCAAGGUGUCAAGUUCUUCUGAAUACAUAUAAAUGUUAAUACGGUCCCUAAUGUAUUAUUGUGAGUACAUUUUAAUGUCGCUAAGGAAAUGUUGAAUGCACUUUGUUAAGUUGUAAUUUUGUAAUGUUGAAAUAUAUUGCUUCAUAUUUUU
Papilio xuthus (Asian swallowtail) is the source of this 777-nucleotide messenger RNA. It is a transcript of the gene Vps25, whose product is annotated as vacuolar protein sorting 25. Gene Ontology annotation, molecular function: protein homodimerization activity; structural molecule activity. Bases 121 to 648 code for a protein of 175 amino acids. The record is from RefSeq and is a predicted model, not a curated record. Gene Ontology annotation, cellular component: ESCRT II complex. Gene Ontology annotation, biological process: protein transport to vacuole involved in ubiquitin-dependent protein catabolic process via the multivesicular body sorting pathway. The transcript is spliced from 3 exons. NCBI's taxonomy places the organism in Eukaryota, Metazoa, Arthropoda, Insecta, Lepidoptera, Papilionidae.